AUGUCUCUUGACGGUGCACCAGUCGCACCUCCAGAAUUUCAGAUAUACAAUUCCUAUGUUAUUGACCCACAAUAUGCACGUUACUUUACGAUUGCCUGGACAUCGACGCUUGCUGCGUUCACGGUGUUAAACGCCCCAAAUCUUGUUCAGUCAGCCCGUCGAAGGAGACUGCCUUCGUAUAAGGGCUUAUGGGAAGAUUUUUACGGCUAUCAACCAGUUCAGCCCGUUGAAGAGGAGCGAAAGACAACAUACCUCCGGCCCCGCCAAGGAGCGGUAACCCGAUGCAACGGACACGAUGCGAGUUGA
This is a messenger RNA of Rhizoctonia solani, 306 nucleotides long. RefSeq names its product iron transporter FTH1. NCBI's taxonomy places the organism in Eukaryota, Fungi, Basidiomycota, Agaricomycetes, Cantharellales, Ceratobasidiaceae. The record is from RefSeq and is a predicted model, not a curated record. The transcript is spliced from 3 exons. The coding region runs from base 1 to 306 and encodes 101 amino acids.